Cornus florida is the source of this 2000-nucleotide messenger RNA. RefSeq lists its product as uncharacterized. The coding region runs from base 1016 to 1585 and encodes 189 amino acids. The transcript is spliced from 2 exons. Lineage: Eukaryota; Viridiplantae; Streptophyta; Magnoliopsida; Cornales; Cornaceae. The record is from RefSeq and is a predicted model, not a curated record.
CCAAUUCGAUUGGCUUGUAACCCUACUUUUACUCCCUAAUCAAAAUUGGAUAAAAGGAGUGGGUUUCAUCCGUUAGAUUGGCCUCGAGCGUGUACCUCCGACCGUCCCAAUCAUCUCGAGUUGUAACCCUAAUUUUUCCCGUCUCAGAAACAAAACCAGAUCGAAGAAGUGGGUUUGUGACACACAGUCAAGCAAAGAUCAACGUGACACCAUAUAUACGCUUGAUAUUCUACAAUAUAGUAUUAUAGAAUUUUGCACUACAAUGAAAUUUACAGCGAAAGGCAAGACAGAUUUUUGCCGACUACAGUAUAUAUAUCUGUGGGAAAACUUUCAGAGAGACUCAAUACAAAGACAUAUAAGUUGAUGGAAGACAAGAGGACAAGGUUGGUAGAAGAAAGAGCAUUGUCAAAAAUGGAGGAGAAAAACAAGCAACAAGAGAAAAUUGUACCCCAUCUUUCAAAAGACUGCAUCUGCAGUAUCCUUGUGCGACUUCCUCCUGAAUCUCUUCAAAGGUCGAUGUCUGUUUGUAAGCCAUGGUAUAAGAUGAUUAACAGCUCUUUUUUCAUUGAUGCCUUCCUCCAUCGCGCUGAAACUGUUGUAAUCUUUCUCACUGGAAGUCACUUCCCUUGUUCUAAAACUACAAUCCCUCAAGAAAAAUCAAACACUUUCUCUGUUGAAGCUAACCUUGUUCAAUCACAAUCCCUACCUCUAUCUCAGCGACUAAAUAUAGUGCCGAGACCAGAGUUCUGUAUAAAUUUCAUGGAAAUAAAAGAUGGUAAGAGCAAGAUACGAGACUUUCAUGUGACUUGUUUGGGAAGAAUUAUAGCUACUUGCAAUGGUUUCAUUCUGCUUGGUUACAAUAUGAACAAAAAAAUUGGUUGUCCUGAAUCCUUUGACUAAAAAGCUGAUUGCACUUCCUUUAGGUACUAUAUCUCCUACCCGCAAGGAAUCAUAUGGGUUAGUAUUAUGCAAUUCUACACGUGAAUAUAAAUUGAUACACUUAUUUCAGGACGAAAUGCGGUACAUUGGUUGUGAAAUUUUUGUUCUUGGGGCAAGAUCAUGGAGGAUGGUGGAUGGACCUCCUUUUGGACUUUUUAGUUGGUUGGGGUGCAACCCAGUUUCUGCAAUUGGAGCUUUGCAUUGGAUUCCUCGCAUUGAUUGUAGUGAUUACCUAGUAUCUAUGUCAACAGAUGAUGAUAAAUUCCACAAGACACCUCUCCCGAAACGUAGUAGAACUCACGAUGGGAUUGUUGAAAUGGGUGGGCUUCUUUCUUUUAUGACUCAUGAAGAUACAAGCCAUAUUGAUAUUUGGAUCUUGAGGGGUUUAAAUGGGCAAGAUUGGAUAAAGCAACAUAGUAUCACAGUUGGUUGCUCAAUCAAAAUGACUCCUCUUUAUUGUUCAAGAGUUAAGGGUGAAAUCAUUUUCAUGGACAAAGAUGGCUCUCUGUAUGCUUAUGAUUUUGAAAGUAUGAAAGAGGUUAACAUGGAAAACGGAUGUCCGGUCCUCAUCAGCUACUGCUACCCUCAUGUUGACAGCUUUGCGUCGUGGCAGAUUGAGGAAAAAGAUCUGGACGUGGAUUACUAGUGCCUCUUUCCUUGAGUAUUGGUAAAGAUAAACCUUUCAUUUAGUGUCGGAACACUUUUCCAUUUAAGUACUGAUUUUUUUGUCUUUUAAUUACGUGUUACAGUGGGGGCGUGUGUGUAUAUACUAGUGCAUUUGGAAAUUGGAACUAGUGAACUGCUUAUGACAUUUUAUUGUUUACCAUUUCUAUACCCUACCAUGAUUGCACCUAAGCUGUGUUCACUUUGCAAUGCUCGCAAUUGGUCUUCUUAGUGGCAACAAAAGAAAAUAAGAAUAUUAUUCGAGCAUUAACUCCAAGCCAAUCUUCGUUGGUCAAUGUAAGGCUUGAUACAUCAUGUGCAUGUGUUCAAUGUAUCUUUUCUUGUGGCGGUGAAAUAUUUGUAUCAUUGGAUCAAGAUCUAUAAACAACACGUCUUUU